Pelobates fuscus (common spadefoot toad) is the source of this 1734-nucleotide messenger RNA. RefSeq names its product RP2 activator of ARL3 GTPase (gene RP2). Gene Ontology annotation, cellular component: cilium; periciliary membrane compartment. The record is from RefSeq and is a predicted model, not a curated record. Gene Ontology annotation, biological process: post-Golgi vesicle-mediated transport. Bases 119 to 1219 code for a protein of 366 amino acids. Gene Ontology annotation, molecular function: GTPase activator activity. The transcript is spliced from 5 exons. Lineage: Eukaryota; Metazoa; Chordata; Amphibia; Anura; Pelobatidae.
CAUGGUAGCGAGCCGCGCGUGCCCGUGCGGAGUGAGUGUCCUGCUGGGGAGAGGUAGAGUCUCACCGCCUGUCAGUGUGCGGCCCGGUCACUACCGACUGCUCGGAUAACACGGAGUCAUGGGCUGUUUCUUCUCUAAAAAAACCAAACGAAAGGGCAAAGAGCCGACUGCUGGGGAGCAACAACAACCACCACCACCACAACAACAGCAGCAGCAGCAGGAGAAUGGGGAGGGCAGCAAGCAGUAUAGCUGGGACAAGAGGGAGAAGGUAGACCCAAAGGACUACAUGUUUAAUGGAUUAAAAGACCAGACGGUAGGCCGAUUGCCAGAUAAAGUAGCCGGCCAGCAGUUUGUCAUACAAGAGUGCGAGAACUGCAACAUCUAUAUUUUAGACCAUUCUGCUACCAUCACUAUUGAUGACUGUACAAACUGCCGCAUCUUUCUGGGACCUGUAAAGGGAAGUGUAUUCUUCCGUGACUGUAAAGAUUGCAAAUGUAUUGUGGCAUGCCAACAGUUUCGUACUAGGGACUGCCGCAAAAUGGAUGUAUUCUUAUGCUGUGCCACUCAGCCUAUAAUUGAGUCCUCCACUGGAAUUAAGUUUGGAUGCUUCCAAUACUACUAUCCUGAACUAGCGUCCCAGUUUAAGGAUGCGGGGUUAAGUAUCUUUAACAACACAUGGAGCAACAUUCAUGAUUUCACCCCCGUCUCAGGAGAGACAAACUGGAGUCUUCUCCCUAGUGAUUGUGCUGUCCAAAACGUUGUACCUUUACCUGAUGUUGAAGAGCUGAAAGCUGUUCGAAUUUCUACUGAUGCGAGUAGGAGCAUCAUUCCGGUGACCUGGGGACAAAGGCCGAAGAAAAGUGAUGAGUCGUGCUUAGUGGUAUUCUUUGCUGGGGAUUAUUCUAUUGCGAAUGCCAGGAAGAUGAUUGAUGAGAUGCUUGGAAAAGGCUUUUCCCUUAUUCAGACUAAGGAAGUUGCAAUGAAGCCUGAAGAUGCAAAAAGAGUAUUUCAGGACAAAGCAUCAGAAUUUAUACCUUCCCUGGAGAACGGUUCUGUAGUGGCCCUGGAAUUUAAUGGAGAUGGUGCGGUAGAGAACUGUCAGUCAGUCAUUAGCAACACUUUCAGUGGUACAAAGGUGUUUGCAUCGGAAAACAAAUCAUCCUCUUCUCAUGAUGUAGACAACUUUUACAACUUUGCCGAUAUGCAGAUGGGAAUAUAGAAAAAUUCCCCUCAUCAUAAAUGAUCUAUUUACGUAUAACAAAUGUCUGUUUUUAGAACUGUUAACUGUAUUACAGAUAAUUUGGAUACUACAUGAUUUAUGAAAGGCCAAUAAUACAACAUGUAUGAAAGCAUUUGUACUUGCCAGCUAAUGCAGCCAUUUAAUGUUUCUACACAUCUGUUCCUUGCAUUUCUCACCUUGCUUUGCCUGGCAUGAAGUGAUUCUCUUUCUCCUGUAUGUUCGAUGAUUUCUAUACUUUGUAUGAGGCAAAUUGUCAUCCCACACCGGAUGAAAUAUAUUUAAAUACUGUGAGGACAUUCCAUUGUUUUGUGUCCUAGACCUAGAAGAUGCUCAGUUGAAUGCAUAAGAGAUUGUUUUCAAACCUGGGCCAAUUAGGGGUGUGGGGAGAUAUGUCAAAAGUCUCAUAAUAUGUUUCUGGUGUAUUGGGAAAUAUGUGUAGAAAUAAGAAAUUGUAUUUUGUUCUUGUUUUCUUGUAUUGUUUGUUUUUUGUUUUG